CUGCAUCUUUAAAACGGGAAAAAAAGAAAAGCCAAGGAAAACACACAGGCAGUUCAGUCAUAACUGUGGGACGAUAAGGACUACCUCUUUUUACUUUUGGAGAGAGCCAAGGCGUUAGGGAGAGCAUUCAGCAUCAGCUGUUCAACACUGGGCUCUCAUUGCUGGAAGUCGAGGCUGACUCAGUCACAUGACGAGCUGGAGGCAGAGAUCUAGAGAAAAGGCACAGCAUUUCGGCUUGAACCGCCAUACUGUAUUUUGAGCCAUAUCACAUUUUUAUUGCAACAUUUUACUCCCGCUCGGUGAGUACAUUUCCAAUGGCUUUUUUGUAAGCAUUUUUUGUCUUUUUAAUUGCCCCCUUUUUUAUUUUUACUCCUUUUGCUGGUGUUUGAAUUGAGCAUUGACAUGGUGGUUUUGAGCGUUUUUCAAAUCCAGGCUUCAAGUUUUUAGCAUGCAGUUAUUCUGACCGAGAGUGCCAACAGGGUAAUCGGUGCGGUAUCGCUCGUGAGAGAGCCUUUACUUGCUUGCAGUUUUGUUUCGAGGGUCGAAACCAAGCAGCUUUUGUCAGUAUUGAGAUUUUUCAAACAAUUUGUUGGUGGUUUUGAAACAUUUUUAUUUUUUGUUUCUGUCGACUUUUGCUGUUGCUAUGCUUUGGUUUGCAUUGUGCAGUGUUGUUUGUUGCCUUCGAGUUUUGUGAUUUUGAUGUGUCGGUGAAUCCCACCGCCCUUGCUUUUACUUUAUUCUUCUUUUCUUAAUAACAAGGAGUCCUUUUUAAACGUUUUGACGUGAUACUUUUCUUGCAGUUGAGCUCUCAGGUUUGUUGUUUUUGUGUUUCUCUCUUUUUUCAAUUUCAUUAUACUUUUGCUGGUGGCAGUGUCAAGUAUUUUUGGAUGCUGGGUGGACGAGGGGAGUUUUGAUUCUUGUGGGAGUUCAAUGCGUUUUUGUUUUCUGUUUCAACGAGGAUGAACAGACAUUUUCCCCUUUGCAGGAGGGCAAGUGGAUGAGAAUGACUGGUAAACUCCAGACCAGCAACGUGACCAACAAGAAUGACCUGCGCUCGCUAAACUCCAGAGUCUUUAUUGGCAAUCUCAACACAGCCAUUGUCAAGAAGACGGACAUAGAGAUCCUCUUUGGCAAGUACGGCAAGAUAGUGGGCUGCUCUGUGCACAAAGGUUACGCCUUCGUACAGUAUUUGAACGAGAGGAACGCACGGGCAGCUGUGUCUGGAGAAAAUGCACGUGUCAUCGCUGGACAGCCUCUUGACAUAAACAUGGCGGGCGAGCCGAAGCCCUACAGGCCCAAAGCAGGCUCCAAGAGGCCGCUCUCAGCUGUUUACAGCGGUUAUGAACUUGAUUACGAGUACUACAGGGAUGACUUUUACAGCAGGCUUUUUGACUACCAUGGCAGAGUGGCCCCCCCACCGAGGGCCGUGAUCCCUGUCAAGCGCUCCAGGGUGCUCGCUCCUUCCUCCCGCCGCGGGAAGACCUCCUUCCCCAUCAAAACAUCAUCCUCUUCCUCCUCCUCAUCCUCCAGACCUCCCACGUCCUCCUCCGGGCUCAAACUGAAGACGGACCAGCUUCAAACUAUAAAGCGGGAGCUCACUCAGAUCAAGUUGAAGAUCGACUCUUUACUGGGACGCCUGGAGAAGAUCGAAAAGCAGCAGAGAGCCGAGUCUGCUCAGAGAAAGUAUGAGGACAACUGUGACUCCCUGCAUGAGGAGUCUGUGUCAGAGACGGCAGAAAACUCUGGGGAGGAAGCGGGCGACGGGGCUCUGGGGAUGGAGGCUGGAGAGAUGACCGAUGGAGGCGAGGAUGAGUACGACGAGGAGGGCAACCACCAUCUGAUAGAGAACCAUGUAUCGGAUAUUGACAACUGAGAUCAGGAUGAGGCAGCAGACGCUCCCGGUUGGUGGUAUUAGAAUUUAUCAUCGCCUUCAAGACACAGAAAAAAGAUUUCUGAGGGAUCAAGACUCUCAUACUGGACUGUAAAUUGUAUUCAAGAGAUGCUGAAUCACAUUUAGAUUCCCAACUCUGCAGCACAUAGCGAACGUGAUGUGCUCUCUGAAGAAAAUCUAUUCAAGACUCAUUUUCAUGCAGUGGCCACCUUCAUGGAUAUUCUGUGCGACUUAUAUUUCAUUGCAGGAGGCUGAGAGUAUUAUGCGCUAAUCCUGCUCCUGAAAAAAUAAAUACUAUGGGAAUGUAUAAUUAAAAAAAAAAAGGCUUUUUAUUCAGAUUUGCAAAUUGAAUUACGUGGAACGGAAAGGAAUUGUUGAUUUACCAUAUGAAAUGUGUUAACAAUGUAAUUUCACAAACUGUAUUUCAAAUAACUUUUGCUCGAAGAUCAAAUGACUAGAACAAUCGGCGACCGCAGUAUGAUAUCCACAAAACUAAUGAAACAUCGGUGCCGUCUGGGUCUGCUUUUUCUCGUGUAUAAGCCAUGAGCUACGAGCAUAACUUUAUCCAGCUUAUCCAUUUAUCACACAAAUACCCUGUGGGGCUGUUCCAUCAUAUUCCAACUCCUGCCAACUUUCAAAGCAGACAUUUCCUAGAGUGGUAGAGAGCAGCGACGUGCAGUCAGGGUAGGCAGGGGAGGCAGAGCCUCACCUGUCAUACUCAUAGACUGGCCAUACUACAAUGUAACGGAAAAACAACUAAAGAAAAACUAAAUAGUAAUAAUAAUAAAAUGUCUCCACUGAUCUGUGUUGUAAAUGUGAUUUAUGUUUGAUUCCAAUCGCUUUUUAUAGUCAAAAUCAGCAAAUUUGCCGAGCUCCGCUACAACUAGAUGGGAGCGAAGAGGA
Messenger RNA from Gymnodraco acuticeps, 2794 nucleotides. It is a transcript of the gene ralylb, whose product is annotated as RNA-binding Raly-like protein. The transcript is spliced from 9 exons. The record is from RefSeq and is a predicted model, not a curated record. NCBI's taxonomy places the organism in Eukaryota, Metazoa, Chordata, Actinopteri, Perciformes, Bathydraconidae. Gene Ontology annotation, cellular component: nucleus. Gene Ontology annotation, molecular function: RNA binding. Bases 998 to 1873 code for a protein of 291 amino acids.